CAUCCAUGGAUCGAACACAGUCCACGAGCAGCCUGGCCAGAUAUCUGGAUGGAGAAUUCUGGGAGAUUAAAGAAGCCUUGCGGGAAGAGAUUUCAAAGUGUGAACUGUUUCAGUCCAGCAGCUAAAAGAAAAGCAAAAAGGGUUCAUAGCCAAGAGUCUGGGAAUCACUGAACUCAUCUGCUCAGCGGACAUGGCCACAGGAGUCAAGCUCGGUGUUGUGUGUGGACUGUACGGCGGUGCUGUCACUAAUCUAGGGAGCCCAGAGCAGAAGGUGAAAUUGUAUCAGCCUGUUUCUGAGUUGCAGUUUACAGGCAUGUUUGCAAUGACUGAGAGAGGCCACGGUAGCAACGUACGGGGCAUUCUUACCGAGGCCCGAUAUCAUCAAUCCACACAGGAGUUUAUUAUCCACACACCUUCUGAAGAUGCUCAGAAAAUGUACAUCGGAAAUGCAAUGAAAGGAAACUAUGCUGCUGUAUUUGCUCAACUCAUUAUAAAUGGAGAAUAUCAUGGUCCCCACUGUUUUAUUGUACCAAUCCGUGAUCAGAAUGGAGUCAUGUGGCCGGGAGUGACAGCGACUGACAUGAAGCACAAGGAAGGUCUGCACGGGGUCGACAAUGGCAUUUUGAUAUUUGAUAACGUACGGAUACCACGGGAAAAUCUGCUGAGAAAGUUUGGAUCUGUAUCAGCGGAUGGUGUGUACUCCUCUCCUAUCAUUAGUAGAAGCAGUCGUUUCAAUGCUAUGCUCGCUGCCCUGACACCCACCCGCCUUGGUCUCGCCGUACAGGGCUUGGCUGCUAUGAAGUUGGGACUCAUCAUAGCAGUGCGCUACAGUCACAGUCGCAGACAGUUUGGUCCCAAGGACCAGGAAGAGGUGAAGAUCAUUGAGCACCAAACGCAGCACCUGAGACUGAUGCCACACCUGGCUGCUGCCCUCGCUCUCACCUUCACCACCAGAUACGCAGCAGUUUUGAUGGAUGAUGCGUUGUGUCAGGGUCACGACCUUCAAAGCAACCGCGCUCUGCAAGCGCUCGUGGCUGGACUGAAAGCCUACAGCACGUGGGAAAACCUUGCAUGUUUGCAAGACUGCCGUGAGUGUACCGGCGGGAUGGGCUAUAUGAUGGAAAACCGAAUUCCUUCUCUGAAGUGUGAUUCCGACGUCUUCGUCACGUUUGAGGGCGACAACAUGGUGAUGCUCCAGGUGGUGGUACGAGAGCUGCUGACUCAUCACACCAAACAGAUGGGGGACAACAUGGUAAUGGGACUGAUCCGAAACUGGGCCAGCUCAGCCACAGACAGCCUCAGAACCAGCUUUCUUGGCUUUGGUGUGGACAAAGUUGGAGACCUGAUGUUCUUGCUGAAGGCUGUGAGCUACAGGGAAAGGGUGUUACAACGCAGUCUAGCAAGUCGACUUUAUGCUAAGGUAGAAAAAAACAAAGUUGAGUUUUUCAAGGCCUGGAACUCUUGUCUACAUCAUGUGACCACUUUGGCGAUGGCACACAUACAUAGAGUGACAUUGGAACAGUUUGCUCUGGCCGUUCAAGAAUGCCAAGUCAACGGCGACCGUGCCCUGCUAACCAAGUUCUGCCUUCUUCAUGGCACUUUUCUGGUGUACCAGGAGAGAGCGUGGUAUCUGGAGCACAACUACCUGACGCCCAGGACCAGCAGACAGAUCCGUGGCCAGCUGUUGGAGCUGUGCAGAUCGGUGAAGGACGAUGCAUUGAAGGUGGUCGCUGACUUCAACGUCCCAUCCUGUUGUAUCCAGGCCCCCAUCGCUGGGGUCGCCAACCCCAGGGCGGAAUGGGCCUUCUACGACCAGCCACAGUUUCCCAGAAGCGGCCAGCCUCUGUCUAAGCUCUGAGCGAAUAUAUGAACCCGGAGCAAUGUGCGAGAGGACAACUCACUCUUUUACUAAGAUUCAAAAUCACUUUUGAGUGAUUUCAGGUUGUUUGAAACAGCUUUGCGUUUUAUUUAACAAUGGUUGAGAUAGAGACAUUAUAAGGGGAUGAAAACUGAAUAAAUAUUAAUGGGAGAAAUUGUAACGCUGUAGGAACAGAAGUCCCGUCUUUUGGUUUAAAAGAGCAAAUUACAUUUUAAAAAAUGCUCUACCUAUUUUGUUUACUCUAGAACACGCAUUAGCUGGUCUAGCCUGAAAACAAAGUUUUUAGCGUGAUUUGAGCUAAAAAAGCACAAUUUAUGAUGCCACAGUUGUCUGAUUUUAUUUCUGAUUUGAAAUAUAUAAUCGAAACAUAAUCUUCACAAACAGUUUCGGAUAUUUUCGGACUUCUCCCAAGUAGAUGGGAGUUGCACCGUUAUCAAAAUGUCUGCCUUACAGGGACUGAACUCAUAGUCAGUCAAUGCAAUAGUUCUUAUUUCCCUAAUGUUUUAUGAUCAGGUGUCCUCCUUUGUGCCAAAAAGAAUUGUAAUGUACUACGUUUUACUAGAACAUGCUGCUAAUGGCUAAGGCCAUAAGAGGAUGUCAAAUAAGCAUAACACUACUUUUCUUUACCUUUAAAUGGACAAUUGCAGUUACAUGAAGGCACUUACAAUGGAAGUGAAUGGUGCCAGUCCAUAAACAUUACAAUUAACGUGGUUUCAAAAUUGUAGCCACACGAUGUAAACAUUAUACAUGCAGUCUAAAACUGUAUCCAAUAUUACAACGUUGCAUCCCUGGUAAUCCUGUAAUCAAUUUUAUCUGACUAAAAUCAUGUAAAACAGAGAUUUUAACACACUGAAAUCAUGUUAACACCUCAAAUGUUUACAUCUUGUUGCUAUACUUUUGAAACGAUGUGUAUAUUAAUGUUUAUGGACUGGCCCCAUUCACUUCCAUUGGUGCCCUACUGUAACUGCAUUUGUUUUUAAAUAAACAAGGGACGAGCUGAAAAUCUUUUCUGUGCUUAUCAGUAUUCUGCCACAAAUGUUGUCGAUUGAGCUUAACUUGAAUUGAACCCAGAAUAUUCAUUUAAUACUGCUUCUUUGUGUGUAUGAAGAAGGGAAAUUCAGUUUUAUGCACACUGUGUCUUUCUUAUGGGUUUUAAAAUGAAAUGCUUAAAUAAUUUUAGCUGUAUGGUGUCCAAAUGGGAAAAAAGCGGAAACUUAUUUGCAUUGUAUUGCAUUUAAAGCACUGAACAUCAGUUGCAAAAUAAAUGUAAUUAUGUAAUUUCUUACGAUCUCAUCGCUUUUUCACAACAAAGCGGUUGCUUUUAAAAUGCAGUGGCUGUUUGUGACUUAGAUUUUAAGGUGAGUAAUGCCAAAAGGGAAUUGUUUUGAAUGUAUUGUGCCAACAGAGCCAGAAAGAGUUGAAAUGUCCAUCAUCACACAUAUGCACAGUUGUUAAAUAAUUUAUGCGUAAUUUGUACCUACAGUAUAUUGAGUAAUAGUACACAUUUGGGUUUGGCACUAAAAGUUUAAUGCUACUCUCAUACAGGGGGCGCCUGGGUAGCUCAGCGAGUAUUGACGCUGACUACCAGCCCUGGAGUCACGAGUUCAAAUCCAGGGCGUGCUGAGUGACUCCAGCCAGGUCUCCUAAGCAGCCAAAUUGGGCCGGUUGCUAGGGAGGGUAGAGUCACAUGGGGUAACCUCCUCGUGGUCGCUAUAAUGUGGUUCUCGCUCUCGGUGGGGCGCGUGGUGAGUUGUGCGUGGAUGCCGCGGAGAAUAGCGUGAAGCCUCCACACGCACUACGUCUCCACGGUAACGUGCUCAACAAGCCACGUGAUAAGAUGCGCGGAUUGACGGUCUCAGACGCGGAGGCAACUGAGAUUCGUCCUCCGCCACCCGGAUUGAGUCACUACGCCACCACGAGGACUUAAAGCGCAUUGGGAAUUGGGCAUUCCAAAUUGGGGAGAAAAAAAAAAUAAAAAUAAAAAAAAACAUUUACUCAUACUGUAUGUGUAGUUUGGACAAAUCUUACAAUAAUUUGAUAUAUUAAUUUUACUUAUUUUAAUGUUUGCAUGACUUUGAUUUUAACUGUAUUAAUACAAUUGUUCAAGUGUUUUGCAGUAUUUAAGGUCCUCUCUCUGUUGCUAAUGUAAUUGCAUUUACUGUAGUUAACCUUGUAUACUUCAAACAAGCCAGACUUUGUGGUUUGCAACAGUAUAGUUUGUUUACAUCAAUCUAAUGAACGUAUUUUAUGGUUUUUAAUUAUAAGCUCAGAGAAAACAUUACUGUCUAGUGUGAGCAAUGCAUCUGUUUAUUGAAUUAUCACUACUUAUUAUAGUUCUAAUGUAAAGCCAACUUAAUGUGUGCCCAAAAUGAAUGUGAUCUAAUGUAAUUUGUAAGGUAAAGUUUUAUGAAGAUUAAAUUACAACACUGAUA
This is a messenger RNA of Myxocyprinus asiaticus (Chinese sucker), 4311 nucleotides long. RefSeq names its product acyl-coenzyme A oxidase-like protein. Gene Ontology annotation, biological process: lipid homeostasis; fatty acid beta-oxidation using acyl-CoA oxidase. The record is from RefSeq and is a predicted model, not a curated record. Lineage: Eukaryota; Metazoa; Chordata; Actinopteri; Cypriniformes; Catostomidae. The coding region runs from base 191 to 1858 and encodes 555 amino acids. The transcript is spliced from 18 exons. Gene Ontology annotation, cellular component: peroxisome. Gene Ontology annotation, molecular function: fatty acid binding; acyl-CoA oxidase activity; FAD binding.